Molecule: messenger RNA, 1693 nt
Organism: Electrophorus electricus (electric eel)
Lineage: Eukaryota; Metazoa; Chordata; Actinopteri; Gymnotiformes; Gymnotidae
Source: RefSeq, a predicted model, not a curated record
AGGUAGGGUGGUGUUGGCCAACACCAUCAGUAAGCUGGAGAGGAAGGUGCUGGAGUUGUCUGAGCAGCUGCAGGAGGAGCAGAAAGUCGGCGAGGAGCAGAAAGACCUGAUGACUCAGAGGAUGCGUUCUCUGAAGCGGCAGCUGAACGAAGCAGAAGAGGAGUUGAGCCGUUGUGAGAGUCAGAAUCGUCUCAUGCAGAGAGAGCUGACAGAGGAAAAGGAGGCCAGUGCACGUCUGAACAAACAGCUGCUGGACCUGCAGCUGCUGGUCAAGAUGAAGGAGUCGGUGAAGAGGAGGCAGACGCUGGACAGCCUCAAGCUGCAUCUGAGUGAGGAUGAAGACGAAGACUUUAAACCAACAACCAUGAUGACUAACAACUGAACACAAAUGAAACUGUGUGUUACCCUGGAACCCUGGAACCCUAACCCUGACUCUUGUGCCCGGACUCUGGAACCCUAACCCUGACUCUUGUGCCCGGACUCUGGAACCCUAACCCUGACUCUUGUGCCCGGACUCUGGAACCCUAACCCUGACUCUUGUGCCCGGACUCUGGAACCUUGACUCUUCAACCAAAGAAUGUAUGACAACCAAAAUACAAGCUACUCCACUGUGGCUGAGAGACUUCAGAGAGCACACAGGGUUACACAUUAGAGAGGACUGGGGACUAUGCUAAUUUGUCUGUAUGUGGGAAUUCUGGGAGGUUAAACGGACAGUGAUAGGAGCUGCGGAGAUGUUCCACAGGGCUGAGAGGACACCAACAUUGCUGCCAAACAGUGAUCCCUCUCGGCCGGCACACCAAGCCACGUCACGUCAACUGUAAAGCCGUUGUGUGAUUUUGACUUUUUCUUGAUUUAUCUGUCCAUUACUUCCUGAAGGUGCAGUAAGAGUAAUGUAAAUAGUUUUGAAAUCAUUGUAAUCAUUAUAUUCUAGACCUAAAUGUGAGAGUUGAGCGAUAAUACUGGAAACGGGAGCCUGUUAAGUUAUUAGUUUAAGACUGUUGUCUUAAAGAGGGUUAGUUAUUCAGUUCUGAUCUGGACUUGCGCUGGGAAUGAAUUAAAAAACUAAAGGGUAGUGUGAUAACAUAUACAAGGGGAAGCUUAACACACACACACACACACACACACACACACACACACACUGUACACUGCAAGUAAAGCACUGUCAUCUUAAACACACAUUAGUCUCAAACGCUAGCGCUGUGGUGCUGUGAUAAUAAAGCUUUAUUCUGCAGCCAUGUUUUCUGGUUCAGGUAUCUGCCACCCUGAAUGUUGGGACAGUUUUCUUAUUGUAAAUGUUUCUCUUUCUGCACAAACCAAAACCAGGUAAGGUUGGUGACCAGUGGAGUAUUACACCUGUCAGCAUGAGCUUUCAUUCAGGCCAAAAACAUGCUCUGGCCUGGGCCUCGAAAAUGAGUCAGUAUGUGCUAGUCUGUGCCUCUAAAAUGAGUCAAAUUGCUCUGGUCUGUGCCUCUAAAUGAGUCAGUAUGGUCAGAUCUGUUUUUGUUCACUCUUAUAAAUCGGGUUCACCAGCACACAGCUCUAAAUGUUCUUUUAAGGUAAAAUCUGUUUCUUGUAUUAUGCUACAGCGAUUGCCUUGAUGUUGAAGAUCAAAGGACUUUGCUACCUAUCAGACCCGUAAAAUAUUUUUAAAACGUUCUCCUGCUUGUUUUAAGGACUACAUGUAACACAUACU